Messenger RNA from Pristis pectinata (smalltooth sawfish), 8023 nucleotides. It is a transcript of the gene brwd3, whose product is annotated as bromodomain and WD repeat domain containing 3. The record is from RefSeq and is a predicted model, not a curated record. Gene Ontology annotation, molecular function: protein binding. Bases 91 to 5535 code for a protein of 1814 amino acids. Gene Ontology annotation, biological process: cytoskeleton organization; regulation of transcription by RNA polymerase II; regulation of cell shape. The transcript is spliced from 40 exons. Gene Ontology annotation, cellular component: nucleus. Lineage: Eukaryota; Metazoa; Chordata; Chondrichthyes; Rhinopristiformes; Pristidae.
UUGAGGAGAGGGGGGGAGAGAGAGAGUGGGGAGGAUUAGUUAUGUGCGGCGGAGGACGGUGCGGCGGGCGGUGAGGCGGCCGUGCCCUGGAUGGCGAUUGAAGCGUGUGGCGUACGGGCCGCAGGCAGGGGAGCGAGUCAGCGUCAGCCCGGGUUCGGGCCCGGCCUCGACAUGUCAGACAGGCGGCCCGACUGCAGCCGGGUGUCACAGCUGGAGUGCGAGCUCUACUACCUGAUCGCCCGCUUCCUCCUUUCUGGACCCUGUCAGAAGUCAGCGCGGGUCCUGAUCCAGGAGCUGGAGGAGUACCAGCUGAUCCCCAGGCGUCUGGACUGGGAAGGGAAGGAGCAUCGCAGGAGCUUCGACAGCCUGGUUUUAGCAAACAAACAUGUGUCUUCAGAUCACUUGCUGCAAAUUUGUAAACGAAUUGGCCCCCUUUUGGAUAAGGAAAUCCCACCCAGUGUUCCUGGAGUGCAAACCUUGCUGGGAGUUGGGCGGCAGUCAUUGUUAAGGACUAUGAAAGAUUGUAAACAUGUAGUGUGGAAAGGUUCAGCCUUUGCUGCCCUUCAUCGUGGAAGACCACCAGAACCUCCUAUCAACUAUGGAAAAUGUCCAAAUGUUGUGAAUAUCACCACUGCUAAACAACUAACAGGAUGUGGACGACACAGCCAAGUUUUUCCUAUUGUGGCUUAUCAGCAUGUGAAAAUGUACAAGAGGAUACUUGGGCAUCUUUCCUCGGUGUACUGUAUAGCUUUUGACCGUACAGGGAGGAGAAUUUUCACGGGUUCAGAUGAUUGCUUGGUGAAGAUUUGGGCCACUGAUGAUGGACGACUUCUGUCUACUCUGCGUGGGCACUCAGCUGAGAUUUCUGAUAUGGCUGUUAACUAUGAGAACACAUUGAUUGCUGCAGGCAGCUGUGAUAAAGUGAUCCGUGUUUGGUGCUUACGGACAUGUGCUCCUGUCGCAGUGUUGCAAGGACAUACUGGAUCUAUAACUUCUUUACUGUUUUGCCCUAGCACCAGGGGAAAAACACGAUACUUGACGUCCACCGGUGCUGACGGGACUAUCUGCUUUUGGCAAUGGAAUACGGAGACUAUAAAAUUUAAUGAAUUUCCAAUGAAAUUUACAGAUCGAUCCAGGCCAGCAAGUCAGAUCUCCUGCUGUUCUUUCAGUUCUGGGGGAAUGUUUAUAGCAACCGGCAGUACAGAUCAUGUGAUUAGGGUUUAUUACUUGGGUUCUGGUUCACCAGAAAGAAUUUCUGAGCUGGCAUCACAUACGGAUAAAGUUGUCGCUAUUCAAUUCUGCAACAGUAGCCACAGUUUAAGAUUUCUUAGUGGUAGCCGUGAUGGAACAGCUAGAAUCUGGCAAUAUCAACACCAAGAGUGGAAGAGUAUAGUCCUGGAUAUGUUUACAAAGUUACCAGGGAACAAUUCAGUUCCCGUGGAAGACAAAGUCAGUAAGUUGAAAGUAACCAUGGUAGCCUGGGAUCGUUGUGAUAGCACAGUAAUCACAGCAGUGAAUAAUUUUCAUUUGAAAGUGUGGAACUCCUACACUGGCCAGCUGCUUCAUGUCCUCUCGGGUCAUGAUGAUGAAGUUUUUGUACUGGAGGCUCAUCCAUUUGACUCCAGGAUUAUGUUGUCUGCAGGGCACGAUGGCAACAUAUUCAUCUGGGACCUUUCAAAAGGUACCAAACUCCGGAACUUUUUUAACAUGAUUGAAGGUCAGGGUCAUGGUGCUGUGUUUGAUUGUAAAUUCUCUGCAGAUGGACAGCAUUUUGCAUGCACAGACUCUCAUGGACAUUUACUGAUCUUUGGAUUUGGCUGCAGUAAACCAUAUGAAAAGAUUCCAGAUCAAAUGUUUUUUCACACUGAUUACCGUCCUCUUAUCCGUGAUUCAAAUAAUUAUGUCCUGGAUGAGCAGACACAGCAGGCACCCCAUCUCAUGCCUCCCCCAUUUCUGGUUGAUGUGGAUGGAAACCCCCACCCAACACAAUAUCAACGGCUGGUGCCCGGUCGGGAAAAUUGCAUGGAUGAACAGCUUGUUCCACAGUUGGGGUACAUGGCAAAUGGUAACGGUGAAGUAGUGGAACAGGUCAUAAGCCAACAGACAGAUAAUCAGUACGAAAAUGACCAGGAAACCAGUGUUCUAGAUGAUGCUAUUAGAGAACUCCAGCGAGAACAUGACAUGAGGCAGAGAAGUGAAGGAAUAUCUGUAUCAGAUGGUCCUUACAGUAGAUCAAAUUCACUAAGCAGUGCCUUGCUGUCUUCACCGAAUAUUGGACUUCGACGGAGUGGUCAAAUUGAAGGUGUCCGACAAAUGCAUAAUAAUGCUCCUAGGAGUCAAAUUGCUACAGAGAGAGACCUGAUGGCAUGGAGCAGGAGGGUUGUAGUUAUGGAGCUUCCACCUGGAAUUAGCAGAUUUCAGGAGGAAUUGCGCCUUUGCAAAGGAGAUGGAGAAAUUAAUCUGUACACAACUGAGAAAAAACGUAAACCAUUGCAACCAACACAGAAGAGCGACGGUCAGGAUUAUUUUCCACAUUCAGGGAGGCGGAUUCAACGCCGAAAUCAACAUUUUUAUCAAACGCGUUCAACUGUGGAACGUCGUACUCGCAGUGUUCGUCACGUGGAAGAACCUAAUAAUUCUUCAGAGCAGGAAAUGGAGACAAUAGAUGGAAGUGAUGGAACAUCUGAAGAGGCUGAAGAAGAGUGGCAGAGUGAAAGCAGUUCCAGUGAUUCCUCAAGUGAGUACUCAGAUUGGACGGCAGAUGCAGGCAUUAACUUGCAGCCACCCAAGCGACUGGUAAGACGAAUAGUAAGGCGUAACAGUAGCAGCUCUGAAGAUGAAAAGAUGGGUGAAAGAUUGGCCGUAAAACGUAAGAAAUCCAAACUGUCCAAGCAAAAGAGGCCCAGUGAACUCCUGGCAUUGGAAGGUGUGCCCACUGAAGAAUGGAUUCCUCCAGCUUGGAUCAGAGAUACAGUUCCACGCAGGUCACCAUUUGUACCACAAAUGGGCGAUGAGGCUAUAUAUUUUCGUCAAGGACAUGAAGCGUAUGUGAAAGCUGUUAAGAAAGCAAAAAUAUACAAUGUAAACCUUCAGAAGCAACCAUGGAUCAAAUUAGAACUCAGGGAACAAGAGAUUGUAAAGGUCAUUGGGAUCAAGUAUGAAGUUGGACCACCUACAUUGUGCUGUCUGAAGCUUUCUCUGUUAGAUCCUAUAACUGGCAAAAUGACUGGAGAAUCUUUCUCUAUUAAGUACCAUGAUAUGCCAGACGUCAUUGACUUUUUAGUGUUGCGGCAAUUAUAUGAUGAAGCUAAAAAGAGAAACUGGAAAGUUGGAGACAGAUUUCGCAGUAUAAUAGACGAUGCCUGGUGGUUUGGAUCUGUGGAGAGUCAGCAUCCUUUUCAGCCCGAGUAUCCUGACAGUUUAUUUCAGUGUUACAAUGUAUGCUGGGAUAAUAAUGAGUUGGAGAAGAUGAGCCCAUGGGACAUGGAACAAAUACCCGAAAAUGCUACCUACCCUGAAGAAAUUGGUGCUAGUGUUCCUGUCACUCCAGAAGAGCUUAAAGACUUGUUAUAUAAACCCCAAGAAGGUGAUUGGGGAUCCCAUUCUGCAGAUGAAGAAUGUGAACGCAUCAUUCAGGGAAUUGAUCAACUCCUUACACUUGAAAUAGCUGCACCAUUCUGUGCUCCGGUGGAUCUCCAUGCCUACCCGUUGUACUGUACUGUGGUUGCAUAUCCAACAGACCUGAGCACCAUCAAGAAGAAAUUGGAAAACAGGUUUUAUAGGACAAUAUCUGGCCUCAUGUGGGAAGUAAGGUACAUUGAACAUAAUGCUGGAACUUUCAAUGAGCUUGGCAGUCCUAUUGUCAAGUCUGCCAAGUUAAUUACAGAUGUCUUACUACAAUUUAUUGGAGACCAGAGCUGCACCAAUAUCUUAGAGCUGUAUGAAAAAACUAAGACAGAGGAAUUUAGUGGUGAUGAAAAUGACAAGGCUUCAGAGAUGGAUUCUGAUGCUCCUGGGACGUCCUCAGACACAAUACGUCGCCUCCCAAGACAACUGAACAGAAGACCAACAUUAAACAUUGACGUGAAUGCUUGGAAGGAACAGUGCAGGGAGUUUCUGAAUCUUAUGUUUCAAUGUGAAGAUUCUGAACCUUUUAGACAGCCAGUGGAUCUCUUCGCUUAUCCUGACUACAGGGAUAUCAUAGACACACCAAUGGACUUCAACACAGUGAAAGAAACCCUUGAAGAGGAAAAUUAUGAAACUCCUCUGGAGUUUUGCAAGGAUGUUCGAUUAAUAUUCAGCAAUGCCAAAGCUUACACACCGAACAAAAGAUCAAGGAUAUACAGCAUGACACUCAGGUUAUCUGCCUUAUUUGAAACACAAAUUAAAAAAAUAAUCUCUGACUACAAGCUCGCCUUGAAGUGCCAAAAGAAGAACAAACCAAGACAGAAGUAUCGGAAAAGAUUCAAAAGCAGCAGCAGCAGCAGCAGCAGCAGUUCUCAGUCCAGCAGCAAAAGUAGUUCUCGGUCCAGCAGUAAGGGCAGUUCUCGGUCUAGCAGCAAGACAUCUUCCCGGUCCAGCAGUAGAAGCAGUUCUCAGUCCAGAAGUAGCUCUCGGUCCAGAAGCAGGAGCAGUUCUCGGUCCAGAAGUAAGAGCAGUUCUCGGUCCAGCAGCCAUGCAUCCAGCCCAGAACACAAACCAGCAAACACUCCUAAAACAGUCCUGACUUCUUCACCAUCUUGUUUAAUAAGAACUAUUUCAUCAAGAUCAUCUCCAGCUUUGGAAACAGAUGAACUUUCAGGACAAUUGAAUAUUGAGAUUAAGCAUCCACAGGCAUUACCACUUCCUGAGUGGGAUUCGCAGAAUAGGAUUGAAAGUGAUUCAGAGCCUGAAAGUAUAAGCAUAACGAGGAACACAGCUACACCAAUAAAGCAAGAUCAAUCAUCCAAUGGUCCUUUAGUUAAUGGUCAUGAAAUACGUACUUCUACUAAAAGAAAGUUGAUGAGUGACUCGGAAGAAAGUGAUUUGGAGAAUACAAACCAAGAGGAGAUGGAUGAUGCUGCACAACUAGACAAUGAUGCAUCAGCCAAAUCUGGCCCAGAAUCUGAAUGUGGACCAGAAUCCAUUUCAGGGGCUGAUAAAGAUCAUGUUGAAGGAGAUCACGAUUACAGCAAGGUUGUGAGAAGAAAGGCGACAGGGAAAGGCAAUAUAAAAAGCAGAGUAGGAGUAAGAAGAAAAAGGAGGAGGAGGAGGAGGAAAGGCUUCAAAUUUACCACACCAACAAACAAAUAUAAACGGGCACGACUGCUGGACGAUUGGUUUGAUGAAGAUGAAUUGUGUGUUGAUCGAUUAAAUAAAUGUUCCACAAUUAGAACUAGAAACCAAGGCAGAAGGACUGUUUUAUAUAAUGACGAUUCUGAUGAUGGGUUUGUACCAACUGAUGAGCCCCUAAAUCUUGGCACAUCAAGAUCAGGAAGAAUGCGGCGAAUGACAGAAAAGGCUAAGGCAAGUCACCUGAUGGGAUGGAGUCACUGAUUGUUAAACGAGAGAACGUUUUAAGAUGAAAUUUAUUUAUACUGCAGGGAUUUGAUAUGCACAUUAUUUUUACUAAUUUAUGUGGGGUGGGGUUUGUUGGGUGGGUGGUGAGGGUAAUGUUCACACUAUUUUUUUUUUGUAAUGGUGCUUAUCCAGUCAUCAAAAUGCACUUCGGUCUUCCAAAACCGAUGCUUACUGACUGCUCAAUCCAACCUCAGAUACAGUAUAUCCUUAAUGCAUUGGAAAUUAUCACUGUGCAUCAGGGUCCUAAAGUCAACAACAGUUACACUUCUGCCUAUCUACCAUUGCAACUUUUAGCAAACCUGGACAGUGUUUCUGAAUCCUAUUUAUCAACCAAACACAUGGCAGAGUUUAGUUAAAUUCUGGCCAUAACUUCUCCACAUACAAUAAUAAGCAUGUACUAAUUUUUGCACAAUUCUUCCAGUGUCAAUGGCAGCUAUUAAAAGUUUACAAUAUGACUUAUCCCUUUCACUAAUUAAGAUUACAGCUUAUUUGAUCUGCACUGGCUUUGUUUUAUUUUGAUUUGUUAAUGAAUUGUAAUAUAUAUUGUGUGCUAACCUGUUUUUAGUUUGAAGAUUACUUUUGCAUUCCCUUUUGUAUUUUGUCUUCCAGUGAUAGAGAUAAUGAGCAAAUAAUGAGUGGUGCCUUUGUAAAUGUGUUUAAUUUAUGUAUGAGUGAUAUUUCAUAGCAUUUUGCAUUAAUUUUGGACAAGUUGAGGAAUAUGAACUUCAAAGCUGUUUGAUUUGAUUUUCAAAUGUUUACACCCACAAAGAACUGAGACAUUUAAAAUUGAUCCUUUUUCAUUUUUGUUUUGGUUUUUAAAAUCUUUCCAUUUUAAUGGUCAUUUCUACUAAACAGUACUAUAUUGCCUUCCUUCAUCAAAGAAAUUUAAGAUAAUCAUGUUUUGCAGAUGAUUUUGUUGCUGCAAACAAUGCCUCUCCUUGAUCAUUUCUUGUUUGGAAAAGAGACACCUAGCUUAAUAUAACUAGUUAAUUAGAGUAUCUGCAUUAUUGAGUUAAUCCAACUAGAAGCUGGAACCACCAAAAGGUAUUAGACGAUAGCCAAUAACAUUGCUCUGGGACAGUUUCUUGUAUCAAGUCAGAAUUUGUCAAGUUGCUAUACAUUUUGUUUGCAGGUUAACUAUAGGCAUAAGAUAAUUUGGGGUGCCGCUUUAAUGCCUCUGUUACUCUUUUUGGGUCUUUUGCUGUCUAGUUCCCUUUCACUCCCCUCUAAUCCUUCCUAGGGAGAUGAUGCCAUUUAGCAAAUCCGAAAUUUAAAUGAGAAUUUAAUUUCAGACUGUUGGAAUUACAUGACAAAUUAGACUUUGAUUUUGCGUAGUGUCUUGAAAAUGACAUUUUAUUCACGCUGCAGGAAUCCUAACAUGAAAGAAAAUGAGAUGCUGCCCCUUUUUCAACGACAAAGCUAUAUACUCUUUAAACCAUUAUUUUAUGGAUGGCUUCUGUCCACAUUUAAUUCACAACUUUCUGUUCACAUGCAUUUACUUACUCAGUGAUCGAUAUAUGAAACACUAGGUGGUUUAUAUACAAGGAGAUCUGGUACACAGUGUUCAGUGGGGUGGGGGGAGGGGGAGAGUAUGAUUAUAAGAUUUUCUGAGAAAAUCAGUAUUAUUAAUGUAUAUUAAUUAAUUUUUAACCAACUUAUACUAUUUAAGUUUCCUCCAAACUUGACCCCCACUCUGCCCUCCAACACCACCAUUUCUCCCCUACACUCCCCAGGUAUGAGAUUAGCAUUAUGGAGGUGCUAUAAAACUACUUCUGAUUUAAAGUGUUUCACUAAAGUUGCUUGAGGAAUGAGGACAUCUAUACUUGGAGUUGUACAGGAAAAUCUGGAGUCCUGUUUAUUUUUCUACAGAAAAUGUACAUUGAACUCAUUGUUUCUGUUAUUUUAUAUAGAUUAUGCAAAUCUUUGUAAACCAAUCUGGGUGUUUUGUAAAUGCUCUAAUCAUGGCUGCACAAUCAAACUUUGAAUUGUAUUGAAAUGCAUUUAAAAAGAAUAUAUUCUUACUCAGCAAAUACUGAAGUGCAACUCUAGUGAAAUGCCUUAUUAAUUCUUGUCCAAAGAUUUCAUGGUAGGAAGGUACUGUGUGCUUCAUCUUCCCUCCAUUAAAUCAUGCAGUUACAAUUACUGAAGAAACAAUGUACGAUCCACUUUCAGUUGUUGCUGUCGACUUAAACCAAAAUCUUCCAGGUAUGUGGCUUAAAAAAUGGACCAGAUUGUAUCAAUAAAUUGACUUUAAAUAGACAACAUUUCACCAAAUCCUUAACCUUGGUGGCAGUCCUUUUUUUAUAUAUGUAAGCAUAAAUCUAUUUUAAGAAGUCAGCAUUUCAGGGAUUUUUCUUGCCACUUAGGCAGACCAAAUGUAAUGUUGAUAUGCAAAGAUAUACUGUGAGUUACAUUUGACAAUUUUUGUACUGUAAAAAGUGUACAUAUGUAAGCUUUUUGUUUA